CCAGUGGACCACAGUAGUUCUAACCUGAUCAGAGGCUCUCUGUCCCAUUGUGUGAAUCCGCCCAUCCUAGGAAAUGAGGGCUUCCUGUUGUUUUAUAGAGCCUUCCUGCAAAAAGGUUGAGAUAUGUAAUCCCUACCCACCAGGGAAGACAGGCAGAACGUUGUCAGGCAAAAUGACAGCCACUAGCUUCUCACUUAUGUUUUCUUGGUCUUUUGUGACUCUUCUCAUCUGGGCAGGAUGCACAACAGUGGUUUGUCUGGUUGAUGUAAAGUUAGCGAAACAACCGGCCACUACGAUAGGGUAUCACUCAACAGAAACGAUGGUUGCCAAUGCCACUUAUGGAGAGUCUACCUUGAGUCUACCGUUUGCUUGUGGGAAUAAUUCUCACCAUUGUAAGGGGUAUUGCACCAUCUGUAAUGAUUUUUAUGGUGCACCAACAAUGAAUUGCCUUUCCGCCAUUCUUGAACUUCUAUGUCUCCCCAAAUUUGAUGAAGCAAUGGCAUCACUAAACAACACUGACUGGUGCACUUGGGGCAAUGUGAGCGUUUUAUAUAGCAACCUAAGCCAUUGCACAGAGGAGAUAUCUGACUGUCUAGUGAUUCCAUGGCCCAACCCGCUGGUGGAACAGACCUUUGUGAACAUUCACUCCAGGUUUUUCAAGGAUUGUCCCACAGAGCAGCUAAGCGACCCACCCCCAGUCAUCGUCUUUGCCUUGGUGAUAACUCCCAUCUGCCUGAUCCCUGUCAUGGUUAGCCUCGUGGUGCUUAAGACCAAGAAUGCGGAUGGUAGCUCCUGAAAAUCCUGAAUCUUGGCCUUGCUCACAAUUCCCAAGAAUAUCAUGUUUUUGACCUGCGCUCUCCCUCCUUUCCAAACCUAAGGACUACAGCUUGUUAACACAUACCCCGCAGAUGCGCUUUCAUCCCAACAGUGACCUUGAAGAGGACUGAAUAUUUCUGAGGAAUUCUAAAAUAUUUGCCAUUGAGGAACCCUUUUGAGAAGAUGACACAGAUUUAGAGUCAAUGUCAUAAUCAGUGGCAUCACAAUGAUUGCAUCUGUUUAAUAACAACCUCCUCAAUGCUAACAGAGACACACUGUGACAAAUCUAUGUAAUUAUAAAUUCCUGUACCAUACUGUGACAAAAGUUUGGUUUUCAACCAACCAACUCGAGAUCUGAACAUUUAUCUAGUGGUUACAUCCAAUUUGCAUACGCUAUUUAGGAAACAAAGUUUGUUUUUCUACUUGAAAACCCAGUAUUCAGGGUUAUGAUGACAAAAGCUCUGGAGCUUGCAAAAGUAAAGUCAGACGUAUUUGUGUUGACGCUCCUCUACAUGUUGGAAAGCAGUUGUGUUGAUAAAAGACAAGGUAAUUUUUUUAUAACUGAACUCCUGAACUCUUCUAAUGCAAUUUUAUUUUUCUGCCAAUCAAACUUAACUCUGCUUUGAGCCACCGAUUCAACAAUGUACAAUAUGUAUGCGGAGGACAUGUUCAACCUAAACUGAUUUUAAGUCUGGAUUAGAUAAGGUAUAUGUCCACAUUUGAUCUAGAAAAAGUUAUCUGUAUGUGUAAAGAAAGGACAGGAAAAUUAGUAUGGUGUGAUGCAUGGAUCUGGUUAUGUGUGUCAUAGUGUGUGUAAGGUUUGAGGUCAGAGGUUACAGAUGGAACACAAUGAGUGGGUAUACCCAGAAACGGAGAUUUCUUUCCUGGUAUUGUCUAUUUUUGAACAGUAAGAAACCCUUUAGCACUUUUUCCUGUCCAAACAACGGCAAUCCUCAAUAAGCUAAAAGUAAAGUUUGUCGAACAUCUCCAUCCAGAUCAGACAAAACACCACAGAUGGACAGACAAACAAUUGUCUGUGCAGCAUAGCGAUAAACACUGAGCAACGACACAAAGAUAACAUUUUAUCUUUCACCUGAAUCAUGAUAAUGUGGUAUAUGUAUUGUUUAGUCUUGGAUGACGAUAAAGCCAUUGUAAGUGCUUUCAGA
Messenger RNA from Perca fluviatilis (European perch), 1982 nucleotides. It is a transcript of the gene ramp2, whose product is annotated as receptor (G protein-coupled) activity modifying protein 2. The transcript is spliced from 6 exons. Gene Ontology annotation, cellular component: cell surface; signaling receptor complex; membrane. NCBI's taxonomy places the organism in Eukaryota, Metazoa, Chordata, Actinopteri, Perciformes, Percidae. The record is from RefSeq and is a predicted model, not a curated record. Gene Ontology annotation, molecular function: coreceptor activity. Bases 74 to 796 code for a protein of 240 amino acids. Gene Ontology annotation, biological process: G protein-coupled receptor signaling pathway; intracellular protein transport; protein localization to plasma membrane.